Messenger RNA from Hyaloscypha bicolor E, 699 nucleotides. RefSeq lists its product as uncharacterized. The coding region runs from base 1 to 699 and encodes 232 amino acids. The transcript has 2 exons. NCBI's taxonomy places the organism in Eukaryota, Fungi, Ascomycota, Leotiomycetes, Helotiales, Hyaloscyphaceae. The record is from RefSeq and is a predicted model, not a curated record.
AUGCGUUCGACAUCUCCCUCCUUUGCGGCAAUAUGUAACCUUCGCUGUUCGUCGAAACCAAACACGGCUAGACCUCGGAGCGGGACACAUCGGAGAAACCUACCCUUGUACUGCCCACGGAGAUUAAACGAGUUCGGCAACACACUCACAAUACCCGCUCCAUUGAGCACCGUACUCAACACGUCUAACCGAAACUACCAAGCGAUACUCACGACGGAACCACUCGACACCGCCAAUAUCGUCGACGUCCCUACCGACUUAUCCACUCCCUUCGACUACCUGACGAACAGCGACACCGACGCGGGACAACACCGACCUGUGCAGCGCCCGUCAGUGGGCAUAGUACUGCAAGGAUACCGCAUGCCCCAAGUACUGGAGCGCCUGGUCCUGCAUCUGUACGAGACGGCUGGUACACCGCGCGAAUGUACGGACACACACACGGGUGGGACGUCGCGAGCUGGCGAGGGAGUGGAGAGCCAAGACGGAUUAGGAGAAAAAAGAACCGAAGGAGCCCAAGCCUGCUCUGGGACAGAAUGGUAUUGCGUCGAGCAACGAGUAGGCUGUGGGGGUAUAGAGUUUUCAGACGAGAUAUGCUAUCGUCUUGUUCGCGAGAUCGUUACGUUUGGUAACAGCGGAAUCGAAGGCGGGAAUGCCUUCAUGCGCGCGAAAGACUACUCGUGGACAAUUGGCAGGAGGUGA